Molecule: messenger RNA, 1846 nt
Organism: Candoia aspera
Lineage: Eukaryota; Metazoa; Chordata; Lepidosauria; Squamata; Candoiidae
Gene: YWHAZ
Product: tyrosine 3-monooxygenase/tryptophan 5-monooxygenase activation protein zeta
Exons: 6
Coding region: 144-881 (245 amino acids)
Biological process (GO): signal transduction; intracellular protein localization
Cellular component (GO): cytoplasm
Source: RefSeq, a predicted model, not a curated record
CGCGGUGAUUGGCGGAGACCCUGUGUGUGGCGCUGAGAGAGCGAGAGUGAGGCUGCAGCGGAGCGAGCUGCGAUAUAGGCACAGUCGGCGCCGGUCCACCCGCCUAGAGACUCUGGUACCCUCAACCUCGCAGAGAAAUCAGCAUGGAUAAAAACGAGCUGGUGCAGAAGGCCAAACUGGCUGAGCAGGCUGAGAGAUAUGAUGAUAUGGCAGCCUGCAUGAAAUCUGUGACUGAGCAAGGAGCAGAAUUAUCCAAUGAGGAGAGGAAUCUUCUCUCUGUCGCUUACAAAAAUGUUGUAGGAGCAAGAAGGUCAUCUUGGAGAGUUGUCUCAAGUAUUGAACAAAAGACGGAAGGUGCUGAGAAAAAGCAGCAAAUGGCUCGAGAAUACAGAGAGAAAAUUGAGACUGAACUAAGGGACAUCUGCAAUGAUGUGUUGUCUCUGUUGGAAAAGUUUUUGAUUCCUAAUGCUUCCCAAGCAGAAAGCAAAGUUUUCUAUUUGAAAAUGAAAGGGGACUACUACCGUUACUUGGCUGAGGUUGCUGCUGGUGAUGACAAGAAAGGGAUAGUGGAGCAGUCGCAACAAGCAUACCAGGAAGCUUUUGAAAUCAGCAAAAAAGAGAUGCAGCCAACACAUCCUAUCAGAUUAGGACUGGCUCUAAAUUUCUCUGUCUUCUAUUAUGAGAUCCUGAACUCACCGGAGAAAGCUUGUUCCCUUGCAAAGACUGCUUUUGAUGAAGCCAUUGCUGAACUUGAUACGUUAAGUGAAGAGUCAUACAAAGACAGCACACUAAUAAUGCAGUUACUGAGAGACAAUUUGACAUUGUGGACAUCAGAUACCCAAGGAGAUGAAGCUGAAGCAGGAGAAGGAGGGGAGAAUUAACCAGCCUUCCAAUUUUUGUCUGCCUCAUUCUAAAAUUUACACAGUAGACCAUUUGUCAUCCAUGCUGUCCCACAAAUAGUUUUUGUUUACGAUUUAUGACAGGUUUAUGUUACUUCUAUUUGGAUUUCUAUAUUUCCCAUGUGGUUUAUGUUUAAUAUUAGGGGAAUAGAGCCAGUUAACAUUUGGGGAACUUUUGUUUCAUCAAAGGUGGCCAAUAUAGGGAUGUGGAAUUUUUAUAAAAGUUUUACAUGUUUGGCAUAGUACUCUUGGUACUUUGUGGCUUCCCACAAAAGCCAAUGUUAAACAACUUCCUAUGUUGAGCAAUGAAAAACUGCUUGCAUAUUGGUCUCUCACAGUGGUUAAAAAAAGGGAUGAUGGUUGCAACCACAUAGGUGUAGUGAAUGUGGGUACUUCAAAGAAAAAUUAAUGUCCCAUGGAUAUUACAUGUCAAUCAUGUGAAUCUGUGGAAUCUACAAUCCAAGAAUACAUCUUUGAUUAAAGCUGAAAGAUGUUCCUUAACGUGGCUUGCUAACCAAAUGAACUUUCUCUAGAGAAGGGCAGAAACGGUUCACAUUCCAUUACUUGUAAAGUUACCUGCUGUUGCUUUCAUUAUUUUUGCUACACAAUUUAUUUGUAUUUAAAUGGUUUAGGCAACCUAAGAACAAAUGUACAAGUAAAGAUGCAGUAAAAAAUGAAAUGCUUGAUAUCCAUAAUUACACUGUAUAUCGAGCACAGCAGUAAAACAAACCCAUGUAUUUAACUUUUUUAGGGUUUUGCUUUUGUGAUUUUUUUUGAUACUUUGCCUAACAUGCAUGUGCUGUAAAAAUAGUUAACAGGGAAAUAACUUGAGAUGAUGGCUAGCUUUGUUUAAUGUCUCCUGAAAAUUUUCAUGAACAAUCUAAACAUAACUGUUAAGAACAUGUGUAUUAAGUUGAUGUAAGUGGAAUAAAAGUUUUAUGAAUGGA